AAAAAUUACUUGAAUGAAAGAUUGAUUAUCAAAGUAGCUGGCAAUUGUUUUUAUGUAUUUCUUUCCUACUCUUUUUAUUUCUUCACCUUUUAACAAAUAUUGCUCAAUUACAGAAGUCCAUAGUGCGAUUUCAAUAAAAUUCAAAAUUUAUCAAAACACAGUAGCCUUUUGGUGUAAAUACAAUCCCAGCAGUGAGUCAAAAAGUGAGACAACAAAUAAAUACCCACCACAUCACAAUGAACACUCGUGCUCCACUUGUCUGACCCCCUCCCCUCCUGCUCCUCUUUAUAAAAGCCAUAGGGAAACCCCAUCAGAGCAUUAGAGACACACUCAUCUGGAGAUUAUUGAGACAGACGGCAGCAGAAACACCAAGAAUACACCAGCUGUAAAUCGGGAUUUACCAACCAAAUGCUUCUGCAAUGCCCGAAUUUUACUCGGUUUUUAAUGUGGAAUUUUUGCAUCUGAACUCGGUCUGAGUUUUGUCUUUGUUUUUAUCAGCCUUAUUGAGGGUGCAAUAGAUUACUGUAGUACAAAGUCAUACUUCACUGUCUUUUUGGUACCCUUGUUGUUUAAGGUGAAUCUCUUAAGAAAUCGACUCCUGUUUUCUUUUUCUUGGGGUGUUAUUCCAGUGAGGUUAAAGCACUACCUUGUACUGCGUGUUAAUCGGCUAAUCCAGUUCACCCUAAUUUUGUUGCUGGUACCAUGCUGUCCAGUGUCCGCCGGCACAGCCUCCGCCUGCAGACCGAGCUCCACCGGUGGAGCGUGUGCGACCCCGGCAGUCACCUGCUCCCGGACAGCUUUCUAGCCCGGGUGCCCGCCUGCAUCUCCCGCUCCAAGUCCUGCACCAGCUCCGCCGGGGAGUCGGACGGGAGCCGCGGGAGCUGGUCGUCAUCGGACUCUGUCAUCUCCACAGACUCCACCGGAGAGCCGACGGAACUCGGGGGCCCGUACCGGGUGGUGCUGUUGGGGGCCAGCGGUGUCGGCAAAACGGCCUUUGCCAGCAUCUUCGCUGGGGCAGCGGAUAGCAUGGACAGUGAUGACUGCGAGCUAUGUGGGGAUGAAGUGUGUGAAAAGACAAUUGAAGUUGAUGGAGAGCCAGCAGCUAUAACUCUGCUUGACACAUGGGAUGCAGAGACUGAUGGCGAAUGGGCUCAAGAGCGCUACAUGCAGACAGGCGAUGCCUACCUGUUGCUGUACUCUGUAACUGACAGGGCCUCAUUCCUGCGAGCCUCGGAGCUCCGGAUAACCCUGCGCCGCUUUCGUCCGGCCCAGCACACACCAAUCAUCCUGGUGGGGAACAAAUGUGACCUGGUGCGACGCAGAGAGGUGUCAGUCAGUGAGGGUCGUGCCUGUGCUGCAGUGUUUGACUGCAAGUUUAUCGAAACCUCGGCUGCCAUGCAGCACAAUGUCUGGGAUGCUUUUCAUGGCAUAGUGCGACAGCUGCGUCUACGCCGAGACUCCAAGGAAGCCAACAAGCGUCGCAGGCACAGAAGCUGUAAAACACGCAGAGAGAGCCUUCCUAUGAAAGCCAAACGUUUCCUCGACAAGGUGGUGGCAAAAAACAAUCCCAACGUGGCUUUCUGGCUAAAAUCUAAGUCCUGCCAUGAUCUCUCUGUGCUGUAGGAGUUUUUUUUUUUUAUUAACUCUACACUAAACCUUUGAGCAGGUGAACAAGUUACAGCCUGAAGAAGAGAAUAUGUCGACAUGGGCUGGAGGGAAGCCUGCUUCUAAACGGCUGCUAGUUCGGGGGUUCAAACCCAGCCCUCAGUGUGUUCACAUCAAGCCUCAGCACAGCCAGCAUGGCGUACACAUGUUUGUGCACUGCCGUUCAUAUGUUGCAGUCUGAACUAAACUGAGUGGACUGAGCUCAGUUUGUUAGCCUGUGUAAUGGACUGGACAGUCAGCAAAUGAAGUGACGCUACCUGUCGUAGAGACAUGUCAUGUCUGUGUGGCUAAAUGUUGGAGGGUAGAGCUCAACUGACGGAAACUGACAGAAGGAUAUGAUGUUUGUUCGUUUCUGUGUUUUGAACAAAGACAUUAACAUUAGCCUUUUCUCUCCCCCUCUUCCCUCAUUCUUUUGCUCUCAUUCAAAUGUUUCCUCUUUCGAUCCUUAAGUGAUACGAUUACCAGUUGUAAUUUAUUUAUAAUGUGUUAUAUUUUGCACUUACUGUAAAUAAAUACCAGAUUGAUAAUGCA
This is a messenger RNA of Micropterus dolomieu (smallmouth bass), 2196 nucleotides long. It is a transcript of the gene gem, whose product is annotated as GTP binding protein overexpressed in skeletal muscle. The transcript is spliced from 4 exons. Gene Ontology annotation, molecular function: GTPase activity; GTP binding; calcium channel regulator activity. The record is from RefSeq and is a predicted model, not a curated record. Gene Ontology annotation, biological process: negative regulation of high voltage-gated calcium channel activity. The coding region runs from base 703 to 1623 and encodes 306 amino acids. Gene Ontology annotation, cellular component: plasma membrane. Lineage: Eukaryota; Metazoa; Chordata; Actinopteri; Centrarchiformes; Centrarchidae.